Molecule: messenger RNA, 4579 nt
Organism: Parasteatoda tepidariorum (common house spider)
Lineage: Eukaryota; Metazoa; Arthropoda; Arachnida; Araneae; Theridiidae
Source: RefSeq, a predicted model, not a curated record
CACAAAAAUACACCUUACAGCAAGGGGGAUAAAAGCGAGUAGCAUAGAUCCCCCCCACAUCAUCAUCAACAGUCAACAGUCUACUUCUUUCUUGAAAAUUUUUUUUACCGAGAUAACUGUAUUAAAACUUAAUGUCUUACUUAGACCGAAGAAGACAUUAAUUAACCAUAUUUGUGUAAAUGAAAGUUUUAAAAAUGUUGUUUCGAUGAUAAAAAAAUCGAUGUGAAUGACAAAAUAUCUUUUUGCUGACAGUUAAUAAAAUUCAUAUCGUGCGUGCAUAAAUUUUUUUUAAAAACAUUGUGUUUUCUGUAGGAUUCAUUGUGUGAAAAUUCUCCAAACUAUAUUCUGUACAUUCAUUGUGUGAAAAUUCUCCAAACUAUAUUUCUGUACAUUCAUUGUGUGAAAAUUCUCCAUGGGUAAAGGAAAUAUUAUUAUAUAAAGGCAAUAUCUAUCUAUGUAGCAACACUAGCACCAAAUAGUCUCUGUGCAAUGUGCAUGGUUGCAACGAAGUUCUAACAGAAAAUUAUUUUCAUACAUGGAAAUUUAAUGUUUGUGUUGAUGAGUUUCCAAUUGUAGUUCAUAAUUAUUUUUCGUUAUUAUAAAACAUUUUACUUCUGUUCUAAAAAUUGAAGGAAAAAAAAGAAGUAGUUUCAUUUCAUUGCUUUGUGUUCAUAAUUUGAUAAUAAUUUAUUUAGGCAGGCAUUGUGAUAAAUUAAUCAAGGAAAAAAGUUUAAUUUGGUACAAGUAACACUUUAAACGAACUUUUCAUUCAGCACAUUAUUAAACAGUUAUAAGAAGAUUAAAAUUACUGACUACCGCAGAUAAUUCAGCUGUGUGUCACUUUCAUAAAACAUAUAUGAUAAAACAUAUAUUUAUACACAAGAAAUUUAAAUUGUGAUUUUCUUGUUCACGCUGAGAUAAUGUUUUCUGUAUUCAAUUUGUGCAAUUUAAUACUCGUAAAUAGAAUUAAACUUUGUUGACUUUCUCGUAUUUAUGUUAAUGAAUAAGAGCUUGCUUUUCUUGUGCAUGAUAGAACAUUGAUAUAAAAAUUUGAUAUGAAAGUUUUUUUUAUAUUAUUAUAGAUAAUUUCAAUCCUUUUAAGUCGGUGAAAGUGAAAUUUUUUUUUGAUGCCUUUCUUCGUUUAUAAUGAACUAUAUUACUGCAGUGUCUUAGUUAAUGAAAUCAAAUUUGAUAAUUUCAUGUUCAUAAUUGUUAUUAUCUUGUUAAUAUCACAAAGUAAAAUAAUUUAAUUUAGUUUUGCAUCUUGGUAUGUUCAACAAAAGAGAAAUAUUAAAGUUGGUUGUGAAAAAGAAAAAAUUUUAACAUCUCAAUAUAAUUUAAAUUAAUGCUUUCACAGAUGCACUUAUUAAUAAGUCAUAUUUCUUCAGUAUUAUAUUUUACUUAAUUAAAAAUUUAGUCAAAGUAAGUUACUUAAUACAGCAUGUUCUUUUUUGUAUUGUAUGUUAUUAAAGGCCUAACUUAAUUCAGAAUAAGUAUCAUCCUGUAAGUAAACCUUAUUCUUGUUAUUGUAACAAGAGGUUUUCAGGAAAAUGUCCGACUCAUACUGGUGAGAAGCCUUUUUCUUUUAGUAUAUGUAAGAAGAUAUUCUUAAUGAAGGAUAAUUAAAAAAAACUUUGUUUGUUUACUGGGGAAAAACCUUAUUCUUGUACUAUAUGUAAAAAGAGUUUUUUCGGAGAAGAGUAAUAUGACUAAACAUUGUCAUGCUGAUACUGGUGAGAAACUUUAUUCUUGUAGUAGAUGUAAUAAGAGUUUUUCACUAAAAGGUAGUCUGAAAAGACACAGUCGUAUUCAUACUGGUGAGAAACCUUAUUCUUGUAGUAUAUGUAAUAAGAGCUUUUCACUUAAAAGUAAUCUGACCAGUCACAGUCGUGUUCAUACUGGUGAGAGGCAGAAGCCUUAUUCUUGUAGUAUAUGUAAUAAGAGUUUUUCACUAAAAAGUAAUCUGAAAGAACACCAUUAUAUUCAUACUGGUGAGAAGCCUUAUUCUUGUAGUAUAUGUAAUAAGAGUUUUACACAAAAAGGUAAUCUGACACAACACAGUCUUGUUCAUACUGGUGAGAAGCCUUAUUCUUGUAGUAUAUGUAAUAAAAAAUUUUCACUGAAAUAUAGUCUGACCAGUCACAGUCGUGUUCAUACAGGUGAGAAACCUUAUUCUUGCAGUAUAUGUAAUAAGAGUUUUUCACUAAAAAGUCAUCUCACUAGACACGGUCUUGUUCAUACUGGUGAGAAGCUUUUUUCUUGUAGUAAAUGUAAUAAGAAUUUUUCGCUAAAAAGUAGUCUGAAAAAACACAAUCGUGUUCAUACUGGUGAGAAGCCUUAUUCUUGUAGUAUUUGUAAUAAGAGUUUUUCACAAAAAAGUAGUCUGAAAAAACACUGUCUUGUUCAUACUGGUGAGAAGCCUUAUUCUUGUAGUAUAUGUAAUCAAAAAUUUUCACUAAAAACAAAUCUGACCAGACACAGUCGUGUUCAUACUGUGAACUACAAGAAACCUUUUUCUUGUAGUAUAUGUAAUAAAAAUUUUUCGGAAAGAGUAUUUCUGAAUGUACACAGUCGUGUGCAUACUGGGGAGAAACCUUAUUCUUGUACUAUAUGUAAUAAGAGUUUUUCACUUAAAGGUAGUCUGAAAAGACACAGCAGUGUUCACACUGGUGAGAAGCCUUAUUCUUGCAGUUUAUGUAAUAAAAGUUUUUCAUUAAAAAGUAAUCUGAAAAAACACUGUCUUGUUCAUACAGAUGAGAAGCCUUAUUCUUGCAGUUUUUGUCAUAAGAGUUUUUCACAAAAACUGAUUCUGAAUCAACACAGCCAUGUUCAUACUGGUGAGAAGCCAUAUUCUUGUAGUAUCUGUAAUAAAAAAUUUUCACUGAAAAAUUAUCUGACCAGUCACAGUCUUGUUCAUACUGGUGAGAAACCAUAUUCUUGCAGUAUAUGUAAUAAGAGUUUUUCACGAAAAAGUAAUCUCACUAGACACGGUCUUGUUCAUACUGGUGAGAAGCUUUUUUCUUGUAGUAAAUGUAAUAAGAAUUUUUCACUGAAAGGUAGUCUGAAAAAACACAAUCGUGUUCAUACUAGUGAUAAGCCUUAUUCUUGUAGUAUUUGUAAUAAGAGUUUUUCACAAAAAAGUAGUCUGAAAAAACACUGUCUUGUUCAUACUGGUGAGAAGCCUUAUUCUUGUAGUAUAUGUAAUCAAAAAUUUUCACAAAAAAAUAAUCUGACCAGACACAGUCGUGUUCAUACUGUGAACUACAAGAAACCUUUUUCUUGUAGUAUAUGUAAUAAAAAAUUUUCAGAAAGAGUAUUUCUGAAUGUACACAGUCGUGUGCAUACUGGGGAGAAACCUUAUUCUUGUACUAUAUGUAAUAAGAGUUUUUCACUUAAAGGUAGUCUGAAAAGGCACAGCCGUGUUCACACCGGUGAGAAGCCUUAUUCUUGCAGUUUAUGUAAUAUAAGUGUUUCAUUUAAAAGUAAUCUGAAAAAACACUCUUGUUCAUACUGAUGAGAAGCCUUAUUCUUGCAGUUGAUGUCAAUAGAGUUUUUCACAAAAACUGAUUCUGAAUCGACACAGUCGUGUUCACACUGGAGAGAAACCUUAUUCUCGUAGUUUAUGUAAUAAGAGUUAUUUACAAAAAAGUCAUCUCACUAGACACGGUUGUGUUCAUACUGGUGAGAAGCCUUAUUUUUAGUUGGUUUAUGAAACAUGUAAAGUAUUAUAGAUUGCUUCAUAAAAUCAAUUUCUUGUUUUUCAAGACAAGUCAUUUAAAUAUUUACUGAUCAUAAAUUUUUUUAAUUGCAUUUGAACGUUUUUGAGACUAUUUUCAACCAAAAAUUAGAAGAACGCUCAAGAUUACUCACACUCUUACAAAAUAAUUGUAAUUAGUAAAUCAUAAGUUUUUUUUUAAAUUCCAAAAACUAUUUAACUAAAUAAUUAAAUUUAAUAAGGAAAUAUGCAAAGGAUUUUAAUUUGUUAUUUUGAAAUAGCUGUCCAGUUCAUUAAAAAAAUUUUUUGUCAUGAUAUCUUAAUGUAUAAGUGUCUGAUAUUAAUAAGUAGUUCUUUUCUUAUAAUGGUUCAGCACCUUUUCAAUAUCUUGUUAUAAAUAUUUCUAUUUUUCUAUAAACAGUUGAAAUAAAAUGCACUUUAUUUAAUUUUAUAUUUAUAUUGUGUAUUAUAACAUAAUGAAUAAAGAAAUCAAGUUCAAAAAAUUUUUCAAAGAAAUUUUAUAAAAAUUAUUAUUUUUUCCAUAUCUUUUACAAAAUAUAUGUAUAUAUUUUUUUUUAUAGACAAUUAAAAUAAAAUGCACUUACUUUAAAAUUGCAUUUGCAAAUUUUUUAAUGAAAUUCUAUACAUUUGUAAAAGACAUUCUUUAAAAUUUAUUUAAUUUCAAUUUAUUUCCUAUUUUUUAAAGCUAUUAUAAUGAUGUUCAUGUGAAGUGAUUUAUCCUCACAUUUUAUGUAAAGCAAGGAUGUUCAACUUUUUUGCAAUCAUGUACCUAAUGUUAUUUAAUAUAUUUUUUGUUGAGUGUGUAAUAAAAUAUUUUUACAAAAUAAAUAGCUUUCUAGUUGA